AUGCGUAAUCGUUUAGCUUCUUUGAUUGUGGUUAAGCAGGAGCCGAAUUCGAAUAGCAUAGGAUCAAAUCAAACAAAUCUAGGCUCCCAAUCGGCAGCCUAUACUGGAGUUGUGGGUAUUACCGAAAUUCAUAACAACAACAACAAUCAGCAACAUAAUUUAUAUAACAACAACGAAGUAAUACAAUCCGGUGAUUUAACUCAUACAUCGACGACAAUAAACAUUAAAACUGAAAAUCAUUUCUAUGAAAUCAACAACAACAAUUUACAUCACAGUGAUAAUUAUAACUACAACACCAACAACAACUUGACAAAUAACACAAAUGGUGGUGGCAAAAAUCUACCACCCUCACCCAUAACCGCCUCUACGACACCAACAAAUUUCAUUUAUCCUUGCCGUAAUUUAUUUCCGGAUGGUUGUGAUAUUUCCCAUCAUCAUAGCCAGCAGCAUCAUCCACAAUUGCAGCAACAUCACCAUUCCACACAACUAAAUACUAAUAAUAAUUGUUCCAAUUAUUAUUAUAAUCUAAGUGAAACUCCCUCACCGGUUACACCACCCUAUGGCACAGCGAAUGGUGAUAAAUUCAUUUUAAAAUCAGAACCCUUACCCUAUGAACAUUCCGUUUUGGAUGUUGUGGCUGCUGCAGCAACGGCCACCGAUAAUUUAUGGUGUUUAAGCAAUUUAACGUAUCGCAAACAGUUGGGAAGUUUUCAUGUGGCAACAACAUCAUCGUCACCGGAACAUCACUUUCAACAUAACAACAGCAGCAACAAUAGUAAUAGCAGUAAU
Molecule: messenger RNA, 789 nt
Organism: Musca vetustissima
Lineage: Eukaryota; Metazoa; Arthropoda; Insecta; Diptera; Muscidae
Product: GATA zinc finger domain-containing protein 15-like
Exons: 1
Source: RefSeq, a predicted model, not a curated record